AAGACGCAGCCGAGGGCGCCCAUCAUGGCCCACCGGCAGUGGAUCACCUCCAGCUCGCGGUCCUUGGCGAAGGUCUCUGGGUCGGCGGAGAGGCCAGCGGUGUCCCAGCCGUAGUCGCCGGGGAAACUCCCCUUUCAGGCAUUGAACACAAUGCUAAUAGGCCAGUGAGAAUACAUCCAAAAAGCUCUGAAGCCUAUUGCAUGUAAUUGUUUAUGGCUGCUUCAUGACCACGAUUAUCAACUACAGAAACAAGAAUAAAUCUGUGUCUAUAAAGAAGACCCCAUUUCCCAAUCCUCUUCUUCCCCGGCUUCAUCUUCUCAGACUCAAAAAGCUUGGAAGAGAUGGCAGAGCCGAAGGUCUCCACGGUCAUCAUAACGGUUGAUUUGAAAAGCUGGAACAGCACGGCAACGAUAAAGUGGGCGCUGUGCAAGCUCAUGAUGUGGUUCAAGACCAAUUCGAUCGUCUUCGAUGAGAAGAAGAACACGGUGACGGUCACUGGCCCCUUCGAUCCCCAACAUUUCAUCCAACAGCUCUGCUCCUUGGCCGGCAGCGUAAUCAUAAACGUAGUAAUCGAACCACCGCUACCUCCGCCGCCUCCGCCGCCGCCGCCUCCACCGCCGCCGCCACCUGUGUGGCCACCCGGCCCGAUGUGGCGCUGCUGCUACAAGCCCUGCGAGCAGCCGCAGUACUGUGGCUGCAGCUCAUGGCCUCCGGCCCCACCGCAUCCGCUGCCGCAGCCCUCACCCUGCUACAAAAUCGUGUGCGAAUACGAUCCUUGCUCCUGCUGCUCCCACAAGUAAUUUAUUAACUCGCUUAAUUCCCACGUAAUUAAUUGACUUAUAAAUGUUUAAUUUCCCGUAUAAAGUUAUGGAUUGUAAGGCGAACCUCGAGGUUGACGAACAUCAACCUUGGAUGGCAGUAUUGUAACCAAAAAGUUUCCGUCGUUCAA
Molecule: messenger RNA, 949 nt
Organism: Zingiber officinale
Lineage: Eukaryota; Viridiplantae; Streptophyta; Magnoliopsida; Zingiberales; Zingiberaceae
Product: leucine-rich repeat extensin-like protein 6
Exons: 4
Coding region: 342-800 (152 amino acids)
Biological process (GO): regulation of defense response to fungus
Source: RefSeq, a predicted model, not a curated record